GUCAAGUGUUAACCUGUCUAUUUUUGUUAGAACUUUUAUUUGACCGAAUAAAAAAAUUUCCGUGUUUUUAUCGAAUUCGAGAUAAUCAGUUAGUUUUUCCCGUAAUAAUCUUUCAGAAUUUUCGCAGAUUGGAGUCAGCUUCAUUUAAUUAAGUUUUUUUCAUUGAACAGUGUGUAAUUCCUAUUUUAUUGGGAAUACUUUUUCUUCCUUCCUUGUGAUUAAUUAUUUUCUUUGAAAGAACUUCUAGAUUUAUUGUUGAUAUAUUGUUAAUCCUUUGGCAUAGUUAAAAUAAGAGUAACUGGGAUCUCUGAACAUCUAAUAUUCUUAAAAUAUACCAAGAAUUAUCUACUGUGUUCUGUAAGACACUUGGCUCAACUAGAAUGGAUUCUAAAGAACAGGGUAUCAGCUCAAGUGCAGGCUGCUGCAAUGGUUCUGAAGAGUUGGGGGAAAAUUUCAGUGUAGAUGAAAUUCCAUCUAUGCCAUGGUUUGGGAUGGACAUAGGUGGAUCUCUCUGCAAGCUGGUCUAUUUCGAACCGAAAGAUAGCACAAAAGCUGAGUUGGAAUCCGAAGUGGAUUCAGUCAGAAAUAUAAGGAAAUAUCUAACGAAGAAUUCGGCCUACGGUAAAACGGGACAUCGCGAUACGCAUCUACAGAUGAACGAUAUUUUUAUCAGGGGAAGAAGAGGCACCCUUCACUUCAUCAGGUUCCCCACCAGCGAAAUGAAAAACUUUUUGUCUUUGGCCAAAUCAAAGGGUUUGGCAAACUUUGUGACGACAGUUUGUGCGACUGGAGGAGGUGCAUAUAAAUUCGAAAAUGAUUUCCAGAGGGAGGUGAACAUGAAAUUGGCCAAGUAUGACGAGUUUGAUUCUCUGCUGAAAGGACUGCAGUUCGUAGACAGCUAUAAUAACAGCGAAUGCUACUACUGGAGUAAUCCGACUGACGAAACCUUGUGCAAAAAAGAAAGAUACGAUUUUUCGAAUCCUUACCCGUUCCUGAUAGUUAAUAUAGGCUCUGGUGUUAGUGUAUUAGCUGUAAAUUCACCGACCAACUACAAAAGGAUAUCUGGUACAAGUUUGGGCGGUGGAACCUUCCUAGGACUCUGCUGCCUGUUAACCGGGUGUAACACAUUCGAGGAGGCAAUCGAAUUGGCGGCCAAUGGAGACAAUACAAACGUAGACAAGUUAGUUCGUGACAUUUAUGGAGGAGAUUAUUCCAGAUUCGGACUGCCUGGAGACCUUGUAGCUAGCAGCUUUGGACACAUGAAUUCGAGAGACAAAAGGAGUAAAGUGAAAAGGGAAGACUUAGCUAGGGCCACCUUGGUGACGAUAACGAAUAAUAUUGGUUCCAUUGCACGAAUGUGUGCUAUACAAGAAAAAAUUGAUAGGGUGGUUUUUAUUGGGAAUUUCCUCAGAGUCAAUCCCAUAGCGAUGAAAUUAUUAGCUUACGCAAUGGACUAUUGGUCGAAAGGAACAAUGAAAGCUCUUUUCCUCGAGCAUGAAGGUUAUUUUGGAGCAAUCGGAUGUUUACUUCAGUAUCAUCAAACGCACGAUAGAAUAAUAAAUUAAUAGAUAAGUUAAGAGAAAAUAUUUAUAAAUUAAUAUUUAAACAACUAAAAUAUGUAAAAUUUACUCUUUAUACAAAAGUUUCAUCGGAUUUUCGAAAAACAAGAAAGUAUAAAUACGAAGCACCGUUAUAUAUUAUACAAUUUAGUCUAGAAGUGGUGGAUAAUGAACUUUCAGUUGCGUGAGGAUACUAAUUGCCUUCAAACAAUAAUUUUUUGAGGGUAUUCCACUCUUUGUUCAACUCGAAUUUCAAAUGCAACAUUACUUUCCAUUAUUUCGGAUCUGCGAAUAACAAAUUCAGUUAACUUGAAGGCUUUUCCACUGAAGUGUGGGUUUUACAAUAAAGUAAAUUUGCGCUCAAAUUGUUCUUCUUAAACAUCCGAUGAAAAACUCGCAGCAAAGCAUUUUACACCUUUAAUUGUAAUGUAUUGUAUUUCCAUCUUCCAGCUAUAUAUGAAAGUUUUAUAUUGAGAUAUGUAGACUUAAGAAUGUAAACAUGUUUUUUAUCAUCUGAAUAUAUUUAUAUAAGAUGU
Molecule: messenger RNA, 2095 nt
Organism: Coccinella septempunctata (seven-spotted ladybird)
Lineage: Eukaryota; Metazoa; Arthropoda; Insecta; Coleoptera; Coccinellidae
Gene: fbl
Product: pantothenate kinase 3
Exons: 8
Coding region: 381-1565 (394 amino acids)
Biological process (GO): coenzyme A biosynthetic process
Cellular component (GO): nucleus; cytosol
Molecular function (GO): ATP binding; pantothenate kinase activity
Source: RefSeq, a predicted model, not a curated record